CGUUGUUUGAAGUAGCUAGGCGAACGUGGCAGUUUCACAGCUACGGAUUCCAGCUUUAAACCCGUAUAGCUAGGUUGUGGAAGUCAGAAAGACACAUAACGUUUUUCUCUCUUUGAAAAUGAUACUAUAGGCUAAACAAUGGCGCACACCUGAAACGAUGUCUUGUAUGUGGACUGGGUUGAAUUUGUCCUCCUCCAUUGUAUUAUCACAAUCCCAGUCUCCCACGUUUGUAAUUACCCAGCACAGGAACCAGGAAGAGAAGUUUGAAUGCAACACGCGUCCUAUUUUUUGUUUUGGGCAACAAUUCUGAUGCGAGUUUAUAAUGAGGAUGAUUUUUAAGUGAUCGGCAAUGUCUGAUAAGGGUCCUGUAUUAACGUCAGGUAUCAUUUUUUACCUAUCGAUCGGGGCAGCAAUAUUUCAAAUACUUGAAGAACCCAAUUGGAAACUGGCCAAAUCCGAAUAUUCCCGUCAAAAGGAAAACAUUCUUAAAACAUAUCCGUGCUUGACUAAAGAAGAUCUGAACUAUAUUUUGGGGGUGGUGUCAGACGCUGCUGGACAAGGUGUGACCAUCACUGGAGAGAAUACCUACAACAACUGGGACUGGACCAAUUCGGUUGUCUUUGCUGCCACUAUUGUCACUACCAUAGGUUAUGGUAAUGUUGCCCCAAAGACGGCUGGCGGCCGUAUAUUCUGCAUCCUGUAUGGCCUGUGUGGGAUCCCUCUCUGCCUCACCUGGAUUAGUGAGCUGGGCUCGUUCUUCGGAGACAGAGCCAAGCGCCUGGGACAGGUCCUGGUACUCAAAGGCCUUAGUGUGAAAAAGGUCCAGUUGAUCUGCACGGCCAUCUUCCUCCUGUGGGGUCUGCUGGUACACCUGGUGAUCCCCCCGUUUGUGUUCAUGUCCCUGGAGGGAUGGUCGUACCUGGAGGGCUUCUACUUCUCCUUCAUCACCCUCACCACUGUCGGCUUCGGGGACUACGUCGCAGGUAUCAAUCCAAACAUAGACUACCCAAGGCUGUACCGGGUGUUUGCAGAGGUGUGGAUUUACAUGGGUCUGGCCUGGCUGUCUCUGUUCUUUAGCUGGAACGUCCACAUGGUUGUGUCGGCUCACAAGGUCCUGAAGAAGAGAAGGCAGAGACACAGGAUGGACCACCUGGACCAUCGAUGGCAGCUCGAGAAGGACGACAUCCGCAGCCCUCGCCGCCUCCCCACCGCCGUCGACAUCUUCAACUUCCUGUCUGAGAAGCAUGAGGACUACAGCACCGCCAUCAGGCAGAUUGGCGCUGCCGCGAAGCCGAAGACGGAAUUCAAGGAGUUGAGUCGUUCAAAGAGCUGUAGUGACAUCCUGGGGACGAAUAUCCAAACCCUGGAGCAUUCCCCACGCCGCCUGAGGCGCCACCUUAGCAUCAGUCACAAUAUGUUAGUCAGCAGCUUUGGGAUGGGAGAGGAGGGGCAGAGGCUUAUCGAGGAUGACCCUGUCUUUAUGAAAGACCCUGUGUUUGAGGAGAACUGUCUGGAUAGGGACACUAGAGCGAAGGCUGUUUAUGUGUCCAACUCAAAAGAGAACCUAAACCCCGUCGAUCUAGGUCCUAACAUCAACAAAGAGGAGAAUGUUCAGAAUCAAGAUGGUGGAGAGAAUAGGUUUACUGUAUCAAAGGUAGUGGAGGGGGAUUCGGGAGAGGAGAAUGAUGAGAAAGGCUGAAGCCUUGGAUCCAUCCUCUUCCUGGAGAACUGAAUGAUGUAAUCAAAAGGGGACUAUCACGCUCUCCUAGAAGUUUGGUUGGUGCAGAAAACCUGUGAAUUCAGAUAAAUAAAAAGGUAUGAUGGGUCUGUGAUGGGUCCGCGGAUCAUCACAACUUUUUAUUUAUUGUACCCAUCACACCUUUUCAUUUAUCACCCCAUCACACCUUUUUAUCCAUCUGAACUGAAUGAUGUAGAAGCAUCAUAACAAGGUCCUGGGACAACCAGAGACUAUGGCAGAGUUAGGAUUGGUCACAUUCCCCUGUGGUGAGGAGUGGAAACAAAUUUUCAACGGUUUUCCUUAACAUAGUGAUCAGUGAAAUGUAUGACCCAAGAUUAUCAAGGCCUAAGAUCAUGAACACAGUCUGGACAACUUCCUGUCUUCUCUGUUAUCUUUAUCUCGAUGUUAAACACACAUUUUGGUCUGUGGGAAAAGUAAAAGAAGGAAAAUAUAGCAAAUGAUGGACUCCUCAGAGUUGCCAGUGUGAUUUACCUGACUCUAAAAUGAGAAACUGAAAGCAAUGUAGUUUGUCUAUUGUUACAAACUGCCUUCAGAAAUAAAGUUUACAUGAGUUUCUAUGCAAUUUCCAUGUUUUUUAUAUGAGUAGAUGUAGUGGUUGUGGACUUGAUAAAGGAGAUAUAAGAUAUAGAAUAAUUUUGUAUUUUUUGCUUUGUCAUUACCCCCCUCCCCCCCCCAGAAAAAUAUUCCCCCAAAGAUCGAUGAUCAACAAUAUGUCAAAGUAAAAUAAUGAAAUAUAACUGUUUAAUCAAUACAAAUAGUCCACCAUUUUCGACAGUGUGCAGGUCUCUCAUCUUUUCCAGUAUUCUUAUUUUGACUCCUACGCACCUGGAACAGACACUAUUGAGUACUAAGGAACUUAAAAGAGCCCAGACGGCCUCUUAUCAUUUAACAUAAUUACAAUUGUAAUUACAGUGUUAUAUUGUGGCAACCAUGUGGAAUAUUUAUACUUUUCAAUCAUAUUACACCAGACAAGAUGUACUAUACAGAAACAGCACAGACUUUGAGUACAAUACAGUUUGAAUGUCAUUACUGCAUCUAUAUAUACACACACAGACUUUGGAAAUCAGAUGUCUGGAAGGAAUUAUUGGCUACUUCAGAUCACAGACCAGGGCUUUGUGGUAGACUGUUCCUAUGAGAAGCUUUCCUCCAUAGGGAGCUGCUACAGAGGAUCCUAUGAGCACACUGCCAUCAUCAGCAUAGACCUGAGUCACCACUGGCUUCUCAUAGUGGAUGUCCUGAAUCCUAAUGACCUAUAAAACAAAUUAUGAUAAAGAAAACCAAUUAAAGCUUUUGGUACAUGGGCUGUGUCCCAAAUGGCAGUCUAUUCCCUAUACAGUGCACUACACUACUUUUCACUACUUUUGGCCAAGGCCCAUAGGGAGUAUACUCUAUAGAGGAGGUAUUCCCAAACUGGGGUGAUAUAUACUCUAUAGGGCAGGUAUUCCCAAACUGGUGAUGUGAUAUAGCGAAUCACCGGAGUGAGUUGGGUGUGAAAUUACUUUCCCGAAACGGAUGACACAAACAACUGGAUUGGUUAUCCCUUUCAUGCCCUGCCUCCAGUCCAAUUGCCGAUAUCUGAACAAGAGAGCCUCAUAAACAUUGUAACAAGCGGUUCAGUGAAAAUUGAAUUUAAUCAGAAGCCACUGCCAGAUUUCUGGAUAGGGCUGGGCUCAGAAUAUCCUGCCUUGGUCAAAUCAUGCUGUUAAAACACUGAUGCCCUUUGCAACCACGUACCUACAGUGCCUUGCGAAAGUAUUCAGCCCCCUUGAACUUUGCGACCUUCGAGCUGUUUUGCAAGGAGGAAUGGGAAAAACUUUCAGUCUCUCGAUGUGCAAAACUGAUAGAGACAUACCCCAAGCGACUUACAGCUGUAAUCGCAGCAAAACGUGGCGCUACAAAGUAUUAACUUAAGGGGGCUGAAUAAUUUUGCACGCCCAAUUUUUCAGUUUUUGAUUUGUUAAAAAAGUUUGAAAUAUCCAAUAAAUGUCGUUCCACUUCA
Messenger RNA from Oncorhynchus keta (chum salmon), 3758 nucleotides. Its product is annotated as potassium channel subfamily K member 5-like. Gene Ontology annotation, biological process: stabilization of membrane potential; potassium ion transmembrane transport. Gene Ontology annotation, molecular function: potassium ion leak channel activity. Gene Ontology annotation, cellular component: membrane. The record is from RefSeq and is a predicted model, not a curated record. Bases 350 to 1699 code for a protein of 449 amino acids. NCBI's taxonomy places the organism in Eukaryota, Metazoa, Chordata, Actinopteri, Salmoniformes, Salmonidae. The transcript has 5 exons.